This is a messenger RNA of Camellia sinensis, 687 nucleotides long. The record is from RefSeq and is a predicted model, not a curated record. NCBI's taxonomy places the organism in Eukaryota, Viridiplantae, Streptophyta, Magnoliopsida, Ericales, Theaceae.
AUGCAAAUCCUACUAACCUCACAAGAUUUGUGGGAGUUAGUGGAUCGAGGAUAUGACGAGCCAGCUACUCUCGAAGAUGAAGGAAAUUUAAAUGAAACUCAAAUGACGGCAUUAAAAGAUUCAAGGAAGAGAGAUAAAAAGGCCUUGUAUCUACUCUAUCAAGGCAUUGAUGAGUCAAGUUUUGAGAAGAUUUCAACGACAACAACCUCUAAAGAGGCAUGGAGUAUUCUUCGCAAUUUACACUGUAGAAUUGAGAAGACGAUCAGAGUUCGACUCCAGGUGUUACGUGGCGAAUUCGAGAUGCUGUACAUGAAUGGGAAUGAGUCAAUUUCUGAGUACUUUAACAGAACAUUGACCAUUGUUAAUAAGAUGAGAAGAUAUGGAGAGAAGAUGGAAUCUCUUCAAGUGAUAGAGAAGAUUCUACGAUCACUCAGUCCCAAGUUUGAGCAUGUGGUUGUAGCAAUAGAAGAGUCCAACGAUCUCAGUGCCAUGACCACCGAUGAGUUGAUGGAGAUGAUAGAAACGAGCAAGGGGGGACAUCACAAAGAAGCCGAGGAAGAGGUCAUGGUUACAAUAACUGAAGUUUUGGUUUUCGAGGAAGAGGCGGAAGAGGUCCAGCCAGAGGAGGAAGGAGUCAACCACACUUUGCUCACAAAGAAGUCGAGGAAGAGGUUGUGGUUACAAUAA